GAAAACAUGUUAAUCACGAGUUGAAAUAGUUUUCGUGGAAUUUGCUAAUAAUAAAAGGAAAUAAAAAUAUUUUGUGAUAAAAACUUUCUUCUUCCUGUUAAACAAAGGUUUAUCUGUUGAUGAGGAUUUUCAAAAAAUACGUCCUUGGUUCAAGAAAUGUACUCUAGUAGUAGAUGCCAGUACUUGUGGAGACUGAAAUAUUAAACAUGCUCAGAUGAAAGUGUUUUUUUACUCUAGUGAAGUUGAAAGAUAAACUGGUAUUAUAUCUAUUUUGAUGAGAGGUUUAUUAAUCAACAAUCAGGCAUCGAUGAAACUAUAAAAUACCUACCAAGAUAUCAUUUAAGUUUGAUGAGGGAGGAAGUUAACUCGUUAGGUUUUCGUUGAACAUCAAAUGAAAAUAUUAGUUUUAUCCCUCACUCAGAUAUGGAUUAUAUUUUAUUUGGUUCAUGUUACAAAACCUUCAGUUAUAUUAAACAGACUUACAAAUACAACGAAAACAGGUGUUAUCGAUUCACAAAAUAGUUCAAAACCAGUGUUUUAUAACCUUGACCGAUGGCUUGCUAACCAAGUAUCAAAAGGAAAGACUGUGCAAAGUAUUACGAUUAUACCAGUUCUUGCUAUUAUUGCUUUUGUAUGGAUUAUUUGCCUGCGCGUUUGCAAGUGGAUGAGAGAAGACUCUAAAUUCCAUGAAAGAGGAUGUAGUUAUGACGUCACAUCUUAUGUUAUUGUGACGCAGGAAGAUCAAGAUUUUAACGAUUUGGAUAUAUCGACCUCGCAUCUGGUGUAUGAUACUGUUACUUCGAAGAAAGGGUUGCAAAAUCGAAUCGAUCAUAAAAUGUACGAUACGGUGACCUCGUAUGCUUCGUUAUUGAAAUACAACACAGCUAUGAAUGCGCGAAGGAGUCCGACACCAGAAGUUCUAAAACCGGAGGUAACAAAAGGAACUGUUCAGAAAAAGGGCCGAUUUUAUAUUGCACCAGUAAUUGAUAAUUAUGUACGCUUGAAAAAUAGUUUGAACUCAAAAAAGUUGAAACACUCUCUGAAACAACCUAGUUUACAAAUGAGGAAUAUUUCAGAUUUAAGUUCAUCAAUGUCUUAUGAAAACAGACAAAUGAAACGUUCCCCACGACGUUCAGUGUCGGACAGUCGAUUGUUUUCAACAGGUUCAGGAAUUGAUAGAACGAACAGACGAAAUGUUUCAAUUCAAGUGAAAAAAGGUGUCAGUAAAUUGACAUUCGAAUCAGUUAUUUUACGGGAAGAUUAUUCAACCAAUAAACCUACAGAAUGUUCAACUGUAAACCCAAACGUGGGAGACGUAUACAUACUUAAUGAUAUUAAGGAUUUAAAUGAAAUUUGUGACUGCCCAACCGCGAUGAAUAAUAAUAAGUUUCAUACAACCGCUAUGAUACAUGCGAAUUGUUUAUCUAACGAAGAAGAAAUAAAUCAAAAUAGCAACAUAUCUGUGACAGAAGCACAUAAAACAUUAAAAUCUCUUGGAAAGAAGAAAGAGAAUAAUAAUGCAAUAUCACUCUUGGCGCUUUCCACAGACCUUGAUAAAUAUAAUGAAAACAUUCCAUCAAAAAAUGGACGACAGUGCAAAACAUGUAAAGAAAAUACAGCAAAUCCGAAUGCUUGCAGUAUUAACGUUAAUAAUAACCACCGAAACGAACAAAUAUAUACCUCAAAUUCAGAAUUGUCUUCCGGAUGUAAAACCACUGUCACAAAAAUUCGUGACCAUGAACAUGUUGAGUGCCAAUCAUGUACAACGAACGAUAAAAAGAAUUCAUAUCGGAUUUGUGAAAAUUGUACUCCUACGUCUUCCAAAUCUCUAGCAAAGGAACAUUGUUAUACAGGAUCUAACAUGCCUGAUCAGUUUGAUGGUUUACAACAGCAACCGUGUUCGUCAGGAAAAGUAUUAAAAGAAGAUUUUAGACGCAAUGACGAAUUUAUUAUGCAGAAACAAACCUCAGCUCCAAAAAAUAACCAUAUUUGUGAUGAAUGCUCACAGCAUAAGAAUUACACACUUUCAUCGACAUUCCAAAAUAAUUCAUGUCCAUGCAAUUAAAUAUUUUAAAGAU
Molecule: messenger RNA, 2078 nt
Organism: Mytilus californianus (California mussel)
Lineage: Eukaryota; Metazoa; Mollusca; Bivalvia; Mytilida; Mytilidae
Exons: 2
Coding region: 392-2065 (557 amino acids)
Source: RefSeq, a predicted model, not a curated record